Messenger RNA from Nematolebias whitei (Rio pearlfish), 1202 nucleotides. RefSeq names its product phosphatidylinositol transfer protein cytoplasmic 1a (gene pitpnc1a). Lineage: Eukaryota; Metazoa; Chordata; Actinopteri; Cyprinodontiformes; Rivulidae. The record is from RefSeq and is a predicted model, not a curated record. The transcript has 9 exons. The coding region runs from base 176 to 1168 and encodes 330 amino acids. Gene Ontology annotation, molecular function: phosphatidylinositol transfer activity; phosphatidylinositol binding. Gene Ontology annotation, cellular component: cytoplasm. Gene Ontology annotation, biological process: phospholipid transport.
AACUCUGAGCAGAAAGCCCCGGACACUGCGGAGCAGCAGCUGGAGGAGAUGCUGCUGCAGAACUGAGAGGAGGGGGGGGUCAUUGUUCAGAUCAGAGUGGUUCUUACUGAGACAGAGACUGACGCUCGUGCACUGCAGCUUCCUCCGUGUUCUCAUCAGCUCUGUGGAGGAAAUCAUGUUGCUGAAGGAGUACCGCAUCUGCAUGCCCCUGACCGUGCAGGAGUACCAGAUUGGUCAGCUGUACAUGAUCAGUAAACACAGUCAUGAGCAGAGUGAACGUGGAGAAGGUGUGGAGGUGGUGCAGAAUGAGCCCUACGAGGAUCCGGAGCAUGGAUCAGGCCAGUUCACAGAAAAACGAAUCUACCUCAAUAACAAACUGCCCAGCUGGGCCCGAGCAGUGGUCCCUAAAAUAUUCUAUGUUACAGAGAAGGCUUGGAACUAUUACCCAUACACCAUCACAGAGUACACGUGCUCCUUCCUUCCAAAGUUUUCGAUCCACAUAGAGACCAAAUAUGAGGACAACAAAGGAAACAAUGAUAAGAUCUUUGAAAGCAUGGCCAGAGGUGAGGAAACCGAGGUGUGCUUUGUAGAUAUCGCCUACGAUGAGAUCCCCGAGCGCCACUACAAGGAGUCAGAGGACCUUCGAUACUUUAAGUCAAAGAAGACUGACCGAGGGGUUCUGCAGGAGGGAUGGAUCAACACUCAAGACCCCAUCAUGUGCUCGUACAAACUGGUUACAGUCAAAUUCGAAGUCUGGGGGCUGCAAACGCGAGUGGAACAAUUUGUGCACAAGGUAAUUCGAGAUGUCCUUCUUCUAGGACACAAGCAGGCCUUUGCUUGGGUAGAUGAGUGGAUUGAUAUGACCAUGGAGGAGGUGAGGGAAUAUGAACGCACCACGCAGGAAGCAACCAACCUGAAAAUUGGCACUUUCCCCCCAACCAUCUCCAUCUCAGAGACCCCCCUGGCAUCUUGUACCCGGAGUGGACCCAACAGUGCCCCGUCCACUCCCCUCUCCACUGAAGCGCCGGACUUCCUGUCAGUGCCCAAGGAGAGACCCAGGAAAAAGUCUGCUCCGGAGACGUUGACCCUGCCUGACCCUGGCCGCAGAGAUUCACUCUUCAAACUGCCCAGCUUUUUCUCCUGGAACUCCAGUCCGCAGCCCGAAUGAGGCCAGGCCUGCUCCACUUCAAAACACCUUCAAC